AUGGGUGCAGCUUAUGGCACUGCAAAAUCUGGAAUCGGUAUUGCAGGAGCAGCAACUUUUAAACCAGAACUUAUUAUGAAGACACUUUUACCAGUAAUUAUGUCAGGUAUCCUUGCAGUUUAUGGUCUUGUUAUGGCAGUCUUAAUAACUGGAUCUUUAUCUCCCACUGAAGAUUACUCUUUAUUUUCUGGAUUCAUUCAGCUAGGAUCUGGGUUGGCAGUAGGACUUACUGGAUUAGCUGCAGGCUAUUCAAUAGGUGAUGUUGGAGAUGCUUGUGUAAGAGCACAUGCACAACAACAAAAAUUAUUUGUAGGAAUGAUUUUAAUAUUAAUUUUUGCUGAAGUACUGGGUCUUUAUGGUUUAAUUGUUGGUAAUGUGUAG
Entrophospora sp. SA101 is the source of this 381-nucleotide messenger RNA. NCBI's taxonomy places the organism in Eukaryota, Fungi, Glomeromycota, Glomeromycetes, Entrophosporales, Entrophosporaceae. The record is from the annotation of a GenBank genome assembly.